AUGGUUUUGUCCGGUGCACACUGUUCACCGCAAGGCCCCGGUUCGACAAGCAGUGCGCAUUCUGCAUCGUCAUCCUCGUGCACUUAUCUGGAAACAUCGCCAGCACCGCGCAGUACUGUUCCGCAAAACCAGCUGCAGCAAAUCCAUGUCAUCCAGGCCACAGCACAGUCCUCGUACAUGCAGUCGUCAUCAAAUGCUGCUCAGCAAUAUCAGGAUGUUUUAUCUGGUGCUGAUGCCGAUUUGUAA
Molecule: messenger RNA, 246 nt
Organism: Gongylonema pulchrum
Lineage: Eukaryota; Metazoa; Nematoda; Chromadorea; Rhabditida; Gongylonematidae
Source: the annotation of a GenBank genome assembly